Molecule: messenger RNA, 872 nt
Organism: Ictidomys tridecemlineatus (thirteen-lined ground squirrel)
Lineage: Eukaryota; Metazoa; Chordata; Mammalia; Rodentia; Sciuridae
Gene: Pttg1ip2
Product: PTTG1IP family member 2
Biological process (GO): protein import into nucleus
Cellular component (GO): nucleus; cytoplasm
Source: RefSeq, a predicted model, not a curated record
UUAUGCUGAGGUCCAGGCUGGGGUGGGGAGGUGUCAGGACCCCGGGCAGUGAUGGGUCACAGUCCCUGAGCAGAGUCCGCCUGUGCCAACCGGCACCCAGGGACCGCUGCACUCCCACUGGCUAGAGUCGCCAGGCCUGAGGAGCCAUGUGCUGGCCGAGGACAUGGGGCCAGAUCUUCCUGCCGGUUCUACUUUCCCUCUUUCUAGUCCAACUGCUUAUCAGCUUCUCAGAUAAUGGUUUUUCCCAAAUGUACAGAAAAAGAAAGGAGGAGAAACAGAAACGAAAGACUUCGAUUGAGGAAGCAUGUACUCAAAAGAAUAGUUGUCAGUUGUGCACAGAAGAUAAGAAAUGUAUUUGGUGCAAUGAAGAAAAGGUUUGCAAAAAAUUUUGUUUUCCAUUUGCUGGGUGUCCAUUCAAUUCUAUAUUUUGGUCAAACUGUAAAGUUGACAUGUUUGGAAUCGUGAUGCUGAUACUCACAGGAAUAUUAUUGAUAGCUUUUCUGUGGUAUUGCUGUGCCUAUUACCAUUUUAUUCAUGAAUACAGAGCCAACAUUUAUUCAAGAGGAGUAACGGUUCCUGUAAACACUUGGGAUGUUGGUGGAUAUGAGGAAUAGAUAACAGAUCUUCCAGAGAAAGAAGAAGUGUCUUCAAUGGUAAAUUUCCCAAAGAGGAUAUCACAUGAAUUUCCUGCAUGUAAUCCACCCCCCAUCUAUUAAACAACUUUGCAGGAAUGGAAUUUGCAUUAUUAAGAAAGAAAAUGGGAAAUUAAAUCUGUAAAAUGUGGACAAAUUUUCAAUACCUGAACAUUUAAUAAAAGAUGGCAGAAAAUGAAGAUACAAUAGUGCCUAAAUAAAGCUGUUUUAGAAAUCUGA